AUGUUUCCGGCAGGAAGGAUAGUGCUGAGAGCUGCUUCAGGUGCAAUAUAUCAAUCGCGCAGAUGCAAGUUUCAGAAACCAGACACGCAUGUAUAUCUCUUACAAUCUGUCGCUACUCUAGGAGAAAAAGGCGACAUUGUUCAAGUCGGAUUGGGACAUGCUCGUAACUAUUUGAUUCCAUUCAAGCUGGCCUACUAUGUUCCAAGGUUACGAGACAAACCUCUGCUGCCUACCAAUUGGAAGCCAAAGGCUGUCGUCCAAACAGCAACCGAACAAAUCACACCCGCUGUAUGGACAGACCCAAUUAUAACGCAGCAACAGCCAACACAACAACAACAGGACGACGGCUCAAUACAGGAUCGACCAGGAAGACGACCUAUGGCAACACCAUCACAACCGAGUGCUGCAGACAUUCUAAUAGGAGCUCUCAAUCAACGGGAGUCGCUGGAUCUCACCGUCACUUUUAAGAGAGUUAGGAUCAGUGCAAACGAAAGCAAAAUUUAUGGAUCUGUUACAGCAGACGAUGUCGCUACUGAACUCGGAAACAUUCUGGGAGUCACUGUCGUCCCAAGUCUCGUUGAUGGAGAACGAAUCAAGAGUGUAGGAGCACAUCAAAUGAUGCUCAAACUUCCAACUCCAAUACCAAUUCAAGUCGCUGUUGUCGAUGAUGAAUAA
Synchytrium microbalum is the source of this 675-nucleotide messenger RNA. RefSeq lists its product as uncharacterized. Gene Ontology annotation, molecular function: structural constituent of ribosome. Bases 1 to 675 code for a protein of 224 amino acids. The transcript is spliced from 5 exons. NCBI's taxonomy places the organism in Eukaryota, Fungi, Chytridiomycota, Chytridiomycetes, Synchytriales, Synchytriaceae. The record is from RefSeq and is a predicted model, not a curated record. Gene Ontology annotation, cellular component: ribosome; mitochondrion. Gene Ontology annotation, biological process: translation.